This is a messenger RNA of Kwoniella shivajii, 2031 nucleotides long. RefSeq lists its product as uncharacterized. Bases 1 to 2031 code for a protein of 676 amino acids. The transcript is spliced from 4 exons. NCBI's taxonomy places the organism in Eukaryota, Fungi, Basidiomycota, Tremellomycetes, Tremellales, Cryptococcaceae. The record is from RefSeq and is a predicted model, not a curated record.
AUGCACCCCUACACUCCACCAGAUAUUUUCUCCAAUUCACGAUCUGGUGUCCCACCUUCUUAUCCUCAUUCAUAUCGUCCUCUACCUCGCAAUGCUGUACCUUCUCCCUCUCCACGCGCUCGUCAUGAAUCAAUACCGGAAGAAUCUCAACCACGUUUUCCUCCACCAUCAUCGAGCCCUUUGGGGUACUCACCGUAUCAUCCUCGGGAUGAUCUUUUUUCGAUUUCUCAGCACUCCACUCUACCAACACCACCAUCCUCAGGUGCUUAUCGACUACCUUCACCGCCGAUUGUCAAUAGAGCUACAAGAGUCGAUCACUACCACCCGGAAGACGGACCUAGUCCAAGUCGAGCGAGUACGGGUAGAGCAAGUACAAGUACUCCACGAACUGCUCAGGAUAUUUACGAAGAAGGAAGACAGAAGAAGGUGACCGGUGUGGAUAAGAUACUGGCUAAACUUACUGAAAUGAGUGGACACAUUACCACUCUCAGCCACGAUAUCAGCGCUCUCAAAAAUGAUAAUAUCAUCCUCAAGAAUGAUAAUAUCAAUUUCAGAAACGAUAAUCGCCAACUCCGAGAUAAGCUACAUGAGCUGUCGUUGGGCCAAAAAGCUAUUGCAACAAGGAAUGAGAUUACAGAAGAGAUCGGCAAUCAAUUGUCAACGCCUAUGAAUGAUAAUCUUCAGGUUUACUUGGACAAACUCGAGACCUUACCAGAGACUAUAGCCCUUUCCUUGAAAAGUAAGCUGGAGGAUACUCAAGUCUUCAAAAACAGCAAGGAUGCAGAGGCUUCAUCCUCUCUGCUCAAUCAGGUACUUUCCAAAUUCAACGAGAUUGACAAAUUCAUCUAUCUGCUUCAACCUUUCAAAGAUCUGCCGCAGGCUAUUAUUGACGUAGUUGUAUUCAAGGAUGCCCUCCAAGCUCUGACUGCAAAGGUAGAGGAUUCCUCUCAGCAGUCAGCUCUUGCCCAUCAACAUACCUUCACCAGUUCACAUCCCGUCUCUCAUCCUGCAUCAAUCUCAAUCGUCCCAUCUAUAUCCUCAGAAGCCAUGGAGAGAUUGGAACCGGCUAUACAAGCCUUGCAUGCAGCAAAGACGACUUUCGAGGAUCAAGGAUCAAACAAUAACGAAAUGAUAACCCUCCUCCACACUUUGAAUAAUGGUCAAAACGAAGUCAAAUCGUUCCUUCGCAACUUGUCAUCAUCAAAAUCUACUUCCGGUUCGGCAAUCAGGCAAAGGGCAUCAUCCACUGAACAUUUUGAGCCUACUCAGCAAAACAGUCUGAACGACCUGGCUAUCGCAGCCGCUACACAAGCGAGGAUGGAGGAAACCCAAGCAGCUCAAGCAUCAACCUUCAUGAAUUCUACCUCGACAUUGGAUCCUUUCGCUGCGGCCGCCGUGGAGUCCUGGUCCAUCGGAUCUCGAGGGUCAUUUGGUAUGAGCAGUCUCAAAAAGCCUAGGCUGUCGUCGACAGAUCCUUCCGAUAGACCGAUCACCAGAUCCAUGUCAGGCCGGACCAAUGCGCCGGACCGAUGGAGUCCCUCUUUUCAUGCUACGAAAACAACUUGCAUCAAGAACAGAAAUAGUCCAACUACUUCCUCACGCACGUUAGCUGGUCAAUCCAAAGAAGAACCAAUCGAGAUCUCCAGUGGUUCUGGAGAUUCUUCUCAGAAUGUCGGUCGUCAGGUCAGACGUCGAGGACGCCCAAAGAAGCAGGUCUCCGCUAUUAGCACCCAGGAAUCUAGUAUCCUGAACUCUGAAAUCGAAAGUCUUCCGGUCUCUCUCAAGAAUGGUUUAUUCCUAGAUCUCCAUCCGCAAACAGUUUCUCAAAAUGUGCCUUCUACUCUGACAGCGCAGAAUCCUCUGAUGAACGAUCAGCAGGCCGGUAUUCGUGAACUCCCAGAACCCUUGGAAACACAUCCAAAUAAGGGAGCAUCUUCGUCGAUUGCGUCAGCACCUGUAGAGACGAACCUGCCUACAAAGAGGAGUAACGGUAAGAGAAAGAUGGAAGUAUUUGACGACAGCUUGGAUUGA